Molecule: messenger RNA, 1723 nt
Organism: Panicum hallii
Lineage: Eukaryota; Viridiplantae; Streptophyta; Magnoliopsida; Poales; Poaceae
Product: MHC class II regulatory factor RFX1-like
Exons: 6
Coding region: 163-1350 (395 amino acids)
Cellular component (GO): nucleus
Source: RefSeq, a predicted model, not a curated record
GAGGGCGAGGAGAGAGAAAGAGAGAGACAGAGAGACAAAGGCCAAAGGGAGAGAGACCAAGCGCCCAGAGACACAGAGAGGGGCGGAGGAGAGAGAGGGGGGAAUCGCGGGAGGGAAGCGGCGGGGUUUUGGCGAGAUUUGAGUUUUUCCCACGCUCCCGCCAUGGUGUCCGACCAGGAGAUCGCCAGCUGCGUCGAGUCCCUCCUCCGCGGCUCCGCCGGCGGGCCCGGGGAGGCCUCGCUCACCGCCGUGCUGCAGCAGGCGGAGGCCAAGCUCGGUACGGACCUCUCCCACAAGGCGCAGUUCAUCCGCGACCAGAUGGACCUCUUCUUCGGCCCGCGCCUCCAGCCGCAGCCGCCGCCCAAACCCCAGGCGGCCCCUCCGCCGCAGGUUAUUCCCACCGCGGCCUCCGUACCGCAGCCCCACGCUCAGGUCCUGCAGCAGGCGCAGGCGCAGGCCCCGCCUCCUGCCCAGCAGAUUCAGACGCAGCCGCAGCAGCACCAGCAGCUCCCGGCGCUCCAGCCGCAGCUCAUCUUCCAGGCCAUGCCUCAGCUCCCCGCCGUCGCCACCGUCCCCGCUGUGUCCUCACCGCCGGCCGUACCGGCCAUGGCCUUCUACCCGCCGCCGCCGCUCGCCUUCCGCUACACCACCGGCCUGGGCGGGGCCGCCACGGGUGGGACCGUCUCCUUCCAACAGCCGGCCCCCGGAGUCGGGGGCACUGCUCCCCACACCGCGGCCGCGCAGGUCGCUGGCGACAACAAGGAAAGUGCUUCUAAGCGGAAAAGAGGUGGACCUGGUGGUUUAAAUAAAGUUUGUGCAAUUUCACCUGAACUUCAGACCAUUGUUGGCGAGACUGCUAUGUCAAGAACUCAGAUUGUGAAGCAGCUGUGGGCAUAUAUCAGGCAGAAUAAUCUUCAAGAUCCUGAUGACAAAAGAAAGAUCAUUUGCAAUGAUGAACUUCGUGUGGUUUUUGGAACUGACACCACCGACAUGUUUAAGAUGAACAAGCUGUUGGCUAAGCACAUAACCCCACUUGACCCAAAAGAUCAAAUUCGCGACGUGAAAAGAAUGAAGGCUCCCACCGAGACUCCUCAACCUGGACCACUCAUUAAUCAACCCUCUGUGGUUAUUUCUGAUGCACUAGCAAAGUUUAUUGGAACUGAUGGAACAUUUCCUCAAGAAGAUGCUCUGAAAUACCUCUGGGAUUACAUAAAGGCAAACCAACUCGAGGAUGUCAUCAAUGGAUCGAUAUUAUGUGAUUCAAAACUUCAAGAGCUAUUUGGCUGUGAGAGCAUUCCUAUGUCAGGAUUAUCAGAAAUGCUUGGUCACCACUUCAUCAAGAAGACAUAGCAAAUCCUCAUUAACUGAUCUAGGUUUGCAGUGUGGCAGAUAUCAUAGGCCUAACAUUACCAUAUGGUGUUCUUGACAGAAUGGACAGCAUAGCUUAUGUAUUUCUUCAGUGUUAUGGAUUAUGAAUUGUCAGGCAAAGAUCAGAUGAUUGUUGUAGCCUGUAGUUUGUUAUUCAUUCAGGCCACCGCUGUGGUGUCCGGUGUAACCUUUACUGAAUUCGUAGUGUUAGUUCCUAAAUGUCAAAAUGUCAUGCUGACUAUGUAAAGUUAAGCUUCCGAUUGAGUGCCAGGUUGAACUCUUAAAAUGCCAUAAGCUUUUCUUGUACUGUUUUUUUUUCCAUAUUGAGGAAAUGAGGCAAUCUGAGUUAACUGCC